Quercus lobata is the source of this 1437-nucleotide messenger RNA. RefSeq lists its product as uncharacterized. Lineage: Eukaryota; Viridiplantae; Streptophyta; Magnoliopsida; Fagales; Fagaceae. The transcript has a single exon. The coding region runs from base 1 to 1437 and encodes 478 amino acids. The record is from RefSeq and is a predicted model, not a curated record.
AUGGCCUUCCAUUCCAGGGACGAGGCGUUGAUGUGCAAAGUGUUUCCGUCUAACUUGGGACCCAUGGUGAUGAGAUGGUUUGAUGGCCUCAAGCCAAACUCCAUAAACUCUUUUAAGCAGCUGACACAGGCUUUCGGUUCUCGCUUCAUAACUAGCAGCAGAGUCCCUCGGCCCCUAAAUUCCCUCAUAUCCUUGUCCAUGCGAGAAGGAGAAACCCUGAAGGCCUACUCAGACAGAUAUUGUGAAAUGUAUAAUGAGAUAGAGGGAAAUUACGAUGACGUCACCAUUAGCACAUUCAAGAGGGGUCUGCCGACAGAGCAUGGUUUAAGAAAGUCCCUGACUGGAAAACCGGUCACUAGCGUGCUCCAACUCAUGGACAAAAUCGACAAGUACAAGAGAGUCGAAGAAGACCAACAGACAGGAAAGGGCAAAGCGAAGAUUGUCCCUCAAGAGAGGAGGGAUUUCAGGUCGGACCGCUUUAACAACCUUAAUCGACCGAGAAGGGAUUACUCGGAGCAGUCUAGAUCCACAGGGGCACAGGCAGUCCAUGCUGUGUUCCGAGAACCAUUACAUAAGAUCCUAGAGAAAGUGAAGAACGAACCGUUCUUUCAAUGGCCAAGCAGGAUGGCAAGCAACCCCGUGAAACGUAACCAGGAUCUGUAUUGCGCGUAUCACCAAGAGCCGGGCCACGCCACCGAUGAUUGCAGGAAUCUGAAAAACCACUUGAACCGGUUGGUCCGAGAGGGGAAGUUACGACAUUUACUGCAUCACCCUGUCGGAUGGCAAGAGCAGUCGAACAUCGAAACAAGGCAAAGCACAUUAAGACCACCCAUUGGCACGAUAAAUGUCAUUCUAGCCGCACUAGGAAGGACCGACUCCCAUCCUUUCAGAGUAAUGUCGAUAGGCCGGCUCCCCACUAAAGCUGAUGACCGGGAGUCCAAGAAGGCCAGAGGGAUGGGCACGCCCCUAAUCAGAUUCUCGGAUGAGGACAAACUGGGAACCCUCAAACCCCACGACGAUGCCCUAGUCGUCACGCUCAGGAUUGGGGGGUAUGACGUGAAGAGGGUGUUAGUCGAUCAGGGCAACGUCAUGGAAGUAAUGUAUCUCGACUUAUACAAGGGGUUGAAACUGAAACCAGAGGACCUGACAGCAUACGACUCCCCUUUAUUGAGUUUCGAGAGAAAAACCGUCACUCCGAAAGGCAUGAUUAGGUUGCCUAUGCAAACAGACUCAGACGUGGUGGAAGUGGACUUCAUAGUGGUAGACGCAUAUUCCCCCUACACCGCCAUUGUAGCCAGACCGUGGCUUCACGCCCUAAGGGCUGUGUCAUCAACCUUACACCAAAAGGUGAAAUACCCAUCAGAAGGUCGAGUGAAAGAAGUAAUAGGGAACCAAGCAAUAGCCCGGCAAUGCAUGGUGUCAGCCAUCUCGCGAUGA